Polistes dominula (European paper wasp) is the source of this 1355-nucleotide messenger RNA. RefSeq names its product mitochondrial ribosomal protein L30 (gene mRpL30). The record is from RefSeq and is a predicted model, not a curated record. Gene Ontology annotation, cellular component: large ribosomal subunit; mitochondrion. Gene Ontology annotation, molecular function: structural constituent of ribosome. Gene Ontology annotation, biological process: translation. Lineage: Eukaryota; Metazoa; Arthropoda; Insecta; Hymenoptera; Vespidae.
GCGCCAUUAGAAUCAGAUGUAAAAUACAAUUGAAGAAUUGUAUUAUAUUUUCAUGUAUAUUUUCAUCUUGUACAUUUUAUGCGAAUGUUGAAUGAUAGUACACGCGUAGUUACAAAUUUCUAUUUAAAUAGAAAAGGUGAUAUUAUAGGUUAUUUGUAACGCGUGACAUAAUAACAAAGAUUAAAUUGGUCAGUGAUAAUGACAAACAAAUUUAAAAUUUUCACUACCUUCGUCCGUAAUUACUCAGCACCAAAAAAGUGGGAAGUAGAUGAAGUCAGAUAUGGAAACAUUAGAUAUUAUCCAAGAUCCCCAAACCAUAAAGAUCCUCCGAUUGUACCAUCGAAGCUUUUAAUGGUUACAUUGGUAAAACCUUUUGCUGGUAAUCCAUAUUGGGAAAAAAAUGUACUUAAACAAUUGGGUAUCCAAGAAAGAGGAAGAGUUCCGGUAAUAGUUAAAAAUAUUCCCGAGAUAUGCUCGAUGCUGUGGGUAGUUAAACACCUUGUGAAAAUAACUCCAAUUAAGCUACCCGACAAGUUGCCCGAUCCGGAUGUCUUAGGUGAAAGUUAUCUGCACGAGAAUGGAACUUUGUAUGUCAUCCCUAAGAUAGAUCCAUUGCGCAUAGAGAGCACCGAACAAUUUAUAAAUAAUCCCAAAAAAUUAGAAAACGCAAGAUUAAAAGAACAGUUAAGAUUGCACUGGUUAAACGGUACUUUACCAUAAUGUGUAAUAAAAUGUAUUAAAUGUUGAUCUUAAUCUUAACAGGUAAUAUAAAAAUAGUCAUUGAACAAAUAAUAUAUUAUUUAUUCGUGUACCAUUAAUGGUCGUGCAACGAUUUGUUACAAUUUAACUUACAAUUUAUAUCCUACUAACCAUAAUGUUGAAAUUUUGUCAAACUUGUAGUUUGUUUGUAAACGGUACGAUAGGACCCGAUAGAAGUAAAGGAUGCGUGCCGCUUUAGAUCAGUCGUGCGGUCCUAUACUCAGCGAUAUUAGAUUAUUUAAUGUCUACGUUAAAAAUGAAGAAUAAUAAAAGAAAAGAAAGUAGAAGAAGGAAAAAAGACAUUGGAAAAAUCUAAGUUUGUCGAUGUGAAUAAAAUGGUUAAUGGUGUCGUCUUAUAGAUUGAAAGAGAAAUAAAAAUUAUUUUGCUAGGCCUACAUCGCAUCUUCCGGAAAAAGAUGCAUAUACACGGGUGCAUAAAUAAUAAGCAUAGUAAUAACGGCAAAAUACGAGAACGAGACUCGUAGAUCGUGCGCAAGUGGUGCGCUUGAAAAUUGCUUAUCUAUCUGGAAUGCUAACAAGUAUCUAUGCUGAAAUCGCAAACUCGAUAUCCUAUUAGUAUACUAAGCUCUAGGAAA